AAACGCCUCCUCUGCCGGGCCAAUGGCGGAGAAGCCCUCCCUCUCCCGCCGCCCGGAAGACAAGGCAGCAGCAGCAGCAGCAUUUUGGCCUAAGAAGGUGUUUGCCGUGAACCUGGAGGGGACGCGUGUCGACCUUGCUGCUUAGCUUGCUUGCAGCCGCCGCCGCUUUGCGAGCUCGCAGAACAAGAGCGCAGCGCUAAGCCGAGGCACUCGUCCUGAUGGCGCUGAGGUUACCUGCCAGGAGGCUUUUGCAAUGCAGCCGUUGUGUGACAGGCCCGUGCGAUGUGCGUGCACAGGGCACCAGCUCAGCUGUGCAGAAGGAAAAAGAAGCAAAGCCCUCUGGGAGAGAAGAGAAAGGCCCAAGAGCCCAGUUUGACUGGCGAGAUGCCUUGCAGUUGGAGAGGCUCCUGUCUCCGGAAGAAAUAAUGAUUCGGGACUCAUUUCGUACCUAUUGCCAGGAAAAGUUGAUGCCCAGGAUCCUCAUGGCCAACCGAAACGAAGUCUUUCACCGGGAAAUUGUGUCAGAAAUGGGGGAACUGGGUGUCCUGGGCCCUACUAUCAGAGGCUAUGGCUGUGCAGGAACCACCUAUGUGGCAUAUGGACUCCUGGCAAGGGAGAUUGAGAGAGUGGACAGCAGCUACCGUUCGGUCAUGAGUGUACAAUCAUCUUUGGUGAUGCACCCUAUAUAUGCAUAUGGGACAGAAGAUCAGAGGCAAAAAUACUUGCCACGGCUGGCCAAGGGAGAGUUGCUGGGCUGUUUUGGGCUUACGGAGCCCAACCAUGGGAGUGAUCCUGGUGGCAUGGAGACCCGGGCCAAAUACAACCCUUCCAGAAAGACCUACACACUCAACGGCACCAAGACCUGGAUCACCAAUUCUCCAAUGGCCGAUCUUUGUGUGGUGUGGGCUGUGUGUGAGGACAGCAAAGUGCGGGGUUUCCUCUUGGAACGUGGAAUGAAGGGUCUCUCCACUCCAAAGAUCGAGGGCAAGUUUUCGCUGCGAGCCUCUAUCACGGGGAUGAUUGUUAUGGAGGAUGUGGAGGUGCCCGAAGAAAACCUGCUGCCCCAUGUGUCUGGACUUGCUGGUCCCUUUGGCUGCUUGAACAAUGCUCGCUAUGGCAUCGCUUGGGGAGCGCUGGGAGCUGCUGAGUUCUGCAUGCAAACUGCCAGGCAGUAUACCUUGGACAGGUCCCAGUUUAAAGUCCCCCUUGCAAGAAACCAGCUUAUCCAGAAGAAGCUGGCCGACAUGCUCACAGAGAUCACUAUUGGCUUACAAGCUUGCCUACAACUGGGACGCCUGAAAGACGAAAACAAAGCAACCCCCGAGAUGAUCUCCAUGCUGAAGCGGAAUUCCUGUGGGAAAGCUCUGGAGAUUGCCCGGCAAGCCCGUGACAUGCUGGGGGGCAAUGGAAUUGCUGAUGAGUACCAUGUUAUCAGGCACGUCAUGAACCUGGAGGCUGUCAACACGUACGAAGGGACCCAUGACAUCCAUGCACUCAUCCUUGGGAGAGCUAUCACUGGACUUCAGGCCUUUACCGUCAGCAACUGAAUGCAUUUCUGCAGGGUUCAUCUUUGCUGCUCAUGGCUCCAAUGCAGUGGGGUUUGGUGAUGCCACAACGGUUUUAAAAGCUAUUGCUGCUGACGGGACUCUCAACAAAUAUGUUUCUUCAGCUCGGCUCAAUUAUUUGUCAUGAAUUUGAAGCCGUACCAAAUCCAGACACUUAAGAAUACUUACUUCUCCACCAGGAGGCACAGAGAUAAAGAGCAUUAAGAUGGCAAAGGAGCACAUUAUCAAGGCUUGAUUAUCCUUUCAGUGGGUAGUAGGGAGGGUGAUGGCAAGCAGAGAAAGUUGCAAUAUAGAGGAAUAGCACAGUACAAACAUUGCCAAAUUGUUUAGGUGGCAAGCUGUUUUGUCAUGUAACUGGUGGCAUUUCACCCUUAACAGUCAUGAUAUGAAAAGCUUCUCUCCUGCCACAGGACCCAACCAGAACAAUAGCUUUGGCUGCUUUUUAGGUGACCGUAACUGCAGAUUAUCUGCCGUUUUAAUGAUUUACUGUUCUUUUUAAUGCAGCCCUUGAGGUUACUAAGCACUAAGAGUGGGAAUUGCAACUUAUUGUCCACUUUGCAGUCGUCCUGUCAUGCAACCUUGAACAAGCUGCAGCCUUUCAGUGCCUCAGUACCAGUUUGUUAAAUAAGGACUGACAUUUUGAGCAAAUUAUUUUUUUUAUGUUGAGCUCAGCUAGGGCUUUUUUGAACUUGCGAUUCUCAUGUGAGCUUUUUCUUAAAGAAUAAAUUGAAUUUGGUGGAUUUCCCUCAGGAGAUAUAUGUAUGUGAAGUUGAAGACCUGAUGCACACUUUUUAUCAGGCAGGUGACCAUUAGCAUUCUAAAGCUAAUUUCAAACCGGUUUGGACAGUAGCAAACAGUGGUGGGGCUGCCUCAAUCACCUGGCCUCCCUCCAGCUAGGUGGCUACUUAGGAUGGAUGGAGAGGGGAAGGGUUGAGGUGGCAGUGAGGUUGGCGUGGUGGAAUCGCACUGGCAGAGCCAAUUGGUGCUCCUGGCAUGUUUCCACUGCGCUGACCUCAUGCAUCUUUCCCUUGUCACCACUCCCGUCUCCUCCCCUGAAGGUGUCCCUUAAAUGUUCCAUCAGCUGUGUGGGGAUGUCUUUCUGCGAGUAGCUCCUGCACAGUACGGGAAACAUUUGCGGUUCGAGGACCCGCCCCCCGCGAUAAAUAAAGACACAGUGACACAUGGUAUUAGGGUUAAUGGGUAGAAUAAGGCCACAACUUUAUUGGUUAAAGCAAGUGAGAGGUAUUGGCUUAGGCAUUGGACUCGCUAGCAAGCGUGACUCCACCCCGCUCGGCGGGGGGGGUCAUAUCAGGUUAACACCCCAAGGGAGGAGCCUGCUGAUGCAAAUACAACUGAAAGCUCACCCUGGUGCCACCGGGGUCGUGCCAUGGCCCUAGCCACCAGCAGGGCGUAGGACGGGAUCCACGACCGCCGGAUCCCUUUAAGGGGAUACCCCUAUAAGAGGAGGGUUGGAUGAAACAUUUAAGUGACUCAACUUGGGUCAUGUUUGUGAUCCCAGCCACAACAUCACUCCAAAGUGGGGUGGAGGCUUCCGAGAGGCCCCUGCCCAUCUGCCACUUGGCAUUCUUUAUGUGUUACAUACUCCCUGUUGUUGUGGGGUGGAAUUUAGGAAUUUUAAGUGGGGAUGUGCUGGAAGUUUUAAGCUGUUUUUAGCACCUGUGGUCUAUAGCCGCAUUACAAUGGGUGGGGCUUAGAGGCUAACCUCAGGUUCUUCCAUACUACACCAUGUUUUCAGAAACUCUAGAAAUAAAAUUAUGAUUCCUCACAACACUUGAUGACAACACAAUAUAUAAUCUUGGCACGUCUCUGGGGCUAAGAUCCUUUUAUAAAGUUAACUUUAGAUCCUUCUCAUUGUGGGAUUUUUUUCUGAUUGUUUCCUCCUUUACACAAUAGCAUACUGAUGAACUGACCCCAGAAUUGCUCAUUAGUUUCCUAUGGGGUAGGAUAUUUAAUGGCCCCCUUGAAGGAAAGAAGAACUGACAGACUAGGGAGCAGUUAUGGGGCUGAUUUAUUAGUAUUGCUGCUGCAGCACCUAAAAAGAAGCAAAACGAACAAGUAGGAAGCUUCUAAUUAAAGGCAGAGAGGCCUGGAAAGCCUCAAUAAUGUAUUGUCAAUCCUGUGAACAGGCUGGCAAUUGUUUUGUACCUAAAAUAAGAUGACAACAGGAGUAACACAAAACGAUGCAACAGGCUGGCAUUGAUGUCUUCUGGAUUCUCUGAAGAGCGUGAACACAAGCAUAGCAAUUCCAGGUAAAAGUAAACUGAAUGCUGCUGCUCCUUUUUAAACUUCUUAGUAUGCUUUUAUUGCCUUCAGUUAAUUCUUUUUAUUCCAGUUUGCUUUGGAUAGUUUUAAUAGAAAAACAGCAUAUUAUGAAUAUAAUAAAUAAUUUUAAAACUGGGUUGCAAGCAGUGGCAGCAGCUGAUUUGUGAAAGGGUUGCUGAAUGGAAGUUGGCUGAGUUUACCUUAGGAACAACUGCUGAAUGGAACUUCAUUCACUCGAAGUUGUCUAAAAAUCAUGUGUAUACCAACUGGUUAACUUCAGAGUGAAUUGAGCACUAUUUACUCUCAUCUCAUGCUUCUAGGCCAAUUUAAAACAUGAACAUAAGAUUUUAAGCUGUCACUGCCACACUCAUUGAAGCAAUAACUUUUUGGAUAGGUCCAUGAUAAACCAAUUAGCAUGCAUAUUUAAAUUAGCAAGUUCAAUUUCAAUAAUGAUUCUUAAUACCAAUUCUAUCCCAGGCAUUCUAGAGCUGAAACAAAGCUCUCCUUGGUUAAUUAUGAUGUCAAAUAUCUUACAGAUCAUUUCUGAAUAUUUGCCAGGCAUUGGCUAAUUUAUAUUCAAUUAUAUAUAUAGUAUAGUAUAGUAUAGUAUAGUAUAGUAUAGUAUAGUAUAGUAUAGUAUAGUAUAUGGCAGAAACUAGUGCACCUGUUUUAAAAUGGGUUACAUGAAAUCUAAAUAGAAUCCCAGCCAGUAAUCUGGCCAAUGCACUUUGAAGCAAAUGAAGUUUCUGAGUCAUCUUUAAGGGCAGCCCCAUGAAAAACACAUUGUAGUAAUCCGAUCUGGAAGUUAACAGAGCAUGCAGUACAGUAGCCAAGUCAUGGCUUCCGGGUUCAGCGCCAGCGUCGAUCGGCGGGGUUUCGUCUCGUCUCCGAGACGGCCCGUCUCUGCUAGGAGUGGGGAGGGCAGCGAGAGCGACGCUGCGCCCCUUAGAACCUCGGGAAGGGCGUCCCGAGGGCAAUUUGCUCAGCACAGACCCAAUCCGGACUCCCCAACUCUUCGGCUAGCUCUAAUAAGAGCUCCGGAGUGAGGAGGGUAGAAGUCGCGGGGGCCAUUUUGAGCGGCAACGUUAUUCUAGCAGGGAGAAGCUUCAAGCCGAAGGCGGAGAGCGCUGGAUUCUUCCGAAAAUAAAACGAUUGGAAAAGACUGUAAGUAACCUCACGAUUUGGAUUAUAAAACAAUUUGGAUCUGGGAGAGAGGGGAGAAAAGAGGAAGCCACCCCCCCCCCCACGGUAACAAAGAGACAGUAAAUAGAAACCCGAAGCCAUAAACAGAAGAUUUGUAAUUCAAAAGGAUCCCUCAAAGGCAUCAAAGAGAAUCUCCCCUUUGAUGCAGGGUGAAAAGGGGAGAGAGACUGUGGUUUAUGACUGCCCUGCAGCAAGAGGUAAGCCUAAGAAAAACCUUUCUUUCCCUUGGGAGCCGGCAGCCCAGACAACCCAGUGAGUUGAUCAGGAUUUAUAAGUCAAUUUUUACUUCACUUUGUAUUUCUGGACUUUGUGGAAUUUCUUUUUUGACUUAAGUGCUUGUGAAAUGUGAGUUCGAACUUUAUUGUUAAUAAGACUUGAAGAAUGCAGCCAGCUUGUUAAAAUGGAGUCGAGAAAAUAAACUGUGAUCAUAUUCCACCCCACGUGAUAAGUUUUGACCUUGGCAGGACUGAAAUAUGUCAACAAAAAAGUGUUCCCCUGAGUUCCAGCGGUCUGUUUUGACCUUAAUGUGGGAAACAAGAAUAGAGCUAUGUCAAGAGGAGACACGACGGCAAGUGUUACAGCAAAAAUUCCAGGAGGUGAUGGCGGAAUAUGAUUUUUUAGGAGAUGAAGCUUUUGACACUGAAAAAGAUGAAUGUGAGAAUGACAAUGAUGGGGAAGGAAAAGAUGAGGAUGAGGACUGUGAUGAUUCAACACAAAAUGAAGCACACCACGGAAAAAAUGAUGACUCUACUCUACAAAAAGUUGGAUGGAGUGCCCUGCUUUUGAGGGGGGCACGAUUGGUAUUAUUGGAAUUCCAGAACACCUACAGGGAAGAAGGAAAAAAUAUGCAGAGAAGAGAAGAAAUCCAGGGGUCCUGUAUGGUGGCCUGGAUGGCAAAAGACUGUAAACAGGGGGUGGGGUGAAGGGAAAGUGAUGUUGUGAUUAUAAGGAUGGAUUAACAGGUUUAUAACUGGUCUGCUGACUUUGGAAUUUGCUGGAUUGGGGGGGGUGGAGCCGGUAAUCGGGGAUGUAAGGUUAAAUUGAGAAUAGUUAUAGUUUUAAAAGUGAAUGGAUUUUGGAAAAUGUGAAAAUAUGGAGGCUUAUAGAGGGAGGAAAAAAAAAUUAGGCACGGGAAGAGAAAAUGGGAGUUUGAUUUUUCAGUGAUUUGAAUAUUAGAUGAAAAUGCUAACAAUUGAUUUAUAAGUUGUAUAAGAUACAAAGGUGAAUUUUUAUAAAGUAAGAAACUGUUGCAGAUGAUAAAAAAGGGAUGAAAACCGGGGAAGGGGGGGGAGGGGAAGCCCACAAAAUAUGGUUUUACAACUAUGAAUGCAAGAAAAAAUUUUCUGUUUUGUAUUGUUUUUUUCUUUCUUUUUUCGCUCUUUCUUUUUUCUCUUUUUUCCUAUAUCUAUUUUUCUCUUUUUUUGGUAUGAUAAUAGAUGGUUGGAUGGAUGUCCUCCUGCGUACUGCCCUGGUUUGCUGG
Zootoca vivipara (common lizard) is the source of this 6531-nucleotide messenger RNA. RefSeq names its product glutaryl-CoA dehydrogenase (gene GCDH). The record is from RefSeq and is a predicted model, not a curated record. Gene Ontology annotation, biological process: fatty-acyl-CoA biosynthetic process; fatty acid beta-oxidation using acyl-CoA dehydrogenase. Lineage: Eukaryota; Metazoa; Chordata; Lepidosauria; Squamata; Lacertidae. Gene Ontology annotation, cellular component: mitochondrial inner membrane. Gene Ontology annotation, molecular function: flavin adenine dinucleotide binding; fatty-acyl-CoA binding; glutaryl-CoA dehydrogenase activity.